Molecule: messenger RNA, 531 nt
Organism: Striga asiatica
Lineage: Eukaryota; Viridiplantae; Streptophyta; Magnoliopsida; Lamiales; Orobanchaceae
Source: the annotation of a GenBank genome assembly
AUGGCUCGUGCCCCCAUUAUCCCCAGGCCAAGCACUAAUCCCAAAGUGACCAAACUGCAGGUUAACGGGCUCGGCCCUCCCGACACGCAGCGGGCCAUAAACCGGCCCGUCCCCUGCCACGUCAACCGGCCAUGCCCUGGCCACGGAGCCAUCACCAUUGAUAAGGGCCAUGAGAUGCCUAGUGGAACCCUGCCUCUGAAUAAGCUGGAACAUUCCUUUAGAGCUCAACGAGUAGGCCACACACUGGCUACGUGGACGCCCUCCACCACAACCGAUUCUUUCCUUUCUUCCCACGCGGUUAUAAGUCGAUCGAGGCUGUCAAUUACCAUCUCGCUUUGUGCUUUGAAUCCCUCAACAGCCAUCUGCUUCGGACUAAUUAAAUCGCAGGUCAUUGCAUUGCCUUCGGAUUUUCCACUCGUGGGAUUACUGAGCCCUUCAUCUUUAGCUAGUGAGGCAGCAGAAAUGUUGGGUUUCUUCUUGGCCUUAGCUUCUGCGACUGCAACUGGAUCCAAAUGUUCACCGGCAUGGUAA